CCGCCCCUCCGGGCCUGGCGUCCUGCGUCGUCCUCCGCUUCCCUCUCUCUCUUCCUCCUCCGCUCCUUCCCCGGGUCCGCCUGCUCCCGCCUGCUCCGCAGGCUCCCACCUUCCGAGCCCCUUGGGCGCUGCCCCACUCGUGACGGCCCCUGCGAGUCACCCGCGGGCCUCGGUACCUGCUCCUCCAGGAGAGGGGAGGGGAGCGCGCGGCCGCCCCGGCGCCCUCCGCCCCGGAUCGUGAGGCCGCGGACGCGAACCGAGGGCUGCGGUCCGCCCCGCGCCGGCUCUGUGCGGCUCUGAAGACGGGGGUCAGGGCCGGGGAGCCCGCGGGAUGGGGAGCUCGCCUGCCUGAGCGCCCGGUUCCACCCCUGCACCCACAAAAAAAACAGGUAUUUUAAGUGAACACUUUUGGAGCUCUGCAACCAAAGUGACAGCUGCAAAGGCAGCAGUGCGAUGCAGCACUUAGGCUGUGUGCCUCCGCAGGGUUGCCGGGCUCUGCAGGGUGACGUGUGCGUCCUUGCAGGCCUGUGGACGGCACCGAUGAAGCCCCAGGUGUGAUCCCCGUCAACGCCCUGGAGCCUAAGUGGCUUUUCGGCAGGUAUAACACGACUGCUUUCCCGCCCUCUGCCUGAGGGCUACUCAUAGCAGACAGUAGCUUCUAGCGCGGAAAAAGAUGAUGAUACAGGGGAGAGGGUGCUGUUGACCUUGAAACUGGACCGGAUACUGCAAGCACACUGACUCUCGCACAGGCUGAGCGGGCCUGGGUGCUGUCAGCCAAAGUGCGGCUUUGGCCGGAGGGGUCAGCGAUUGAUCCGGGGGCUGGUUACUAUCUCAGCUUCACAACCCGUAUUUCCAGAUCCCGGAAAAUACCCAUCCGCUGCUGGUCAGGCAGAAGGCCGUAGUGAAAUGCUGAAUGUUGGAUGUGCUCGAGGGUGGGACCCACAGGAUUUCCGACGGAUUGGAGAUCAGUGUAAGAGAAACAGGAGUUAAGGAUGGUCCCACAUUAGGUUUUUUACCUGGGCCACUAGAAAGACGGAGCUGCUCCUUAGGAGCUGUAAAAAACCGCAAGAAUGGGUUGUGAAGAAGAACCAGAAGAUUAGGGCAUAAUGUGAGGCUCAGAUACCAAUUGAAAUCCUACUAGGCUUAUCAACCUGGAGAUGAGCGGAAAGGUAGCGACUAGCGGUGAGCAUUUUCAUCAUCGUUGUUAGUAUGAUCCAUAAAACCGUGCACCCGGAGGAGCCCGCCUAUGAAGACAGUGUGGAGUAAGCCUGAGCUCAGUACCCCGACAUUUACCUUUUGGGAAGCCAAGAAGGGACAUCCACCAACUAGGAAAAGAAUUAAGAGACAGUUGUGUCUGGAAGCUAAAUAAAACCAAUAUUUCAAGAAGGAAAAACGUGGUCAGCCAAGUCAGCAUGAUGUCAGAUGAGGACCCUAAUGUGAUUCUCUCUCUUUUUUUUUGGUACCGAGGAGUUGAACUCAGGACCUUGUGCUUGUCAGGCAGGCACUUGUGCCGCUGAGCUACCUCCCUGCCCCUUUGGAUGUGAUUCUCGGCCUUCAUAAAUUUCACAUCAUUGAUGACCUUGAUCAGAGCGACGUUCGGUGUGGUAGGCAAGCAGAGACCUUAUUGGAAUCACUGCACAGAGAGUGGGGCACACGCUGCAGUUCAUUUGUGGGGUGGGAGAGAGGGUAAGGAGCACAACAUUUAAAUACGGUAGACUGUAUAGUACAUUGGCUUAAUGAUGGAGAUGACCUGGUCGGUAGGAAAAUUCCUAAUGUGAGACAAAAGGACAGGGAAAUGGCCCAGAAGACAUGCAUUAAAUAUGCUUUAGGAAUUGACUGAACAGACCAAAUUUGACCAGCAUCCAAGUUCUUCUUCUUGCAGUGGUUGUGACUGUUAAGAUGGGGCCUUACGGAGCUGCCCCGGCUGGUGUUGAACUUUCAGGCUCAAGAGAUCACCCUCCGAGUAGCCACCAUGCCUGACGGACCCAAGUUCUCUUUCUUUUUCCUUUAAAAUAUUUGAGAAAGAAACACUGCUUUUCUACACCGUAUCUUUCUAGAUAAAAAGGAUAAUAGGAGGUCUGUAUGGCUAGUUCUCAACUCAGGGUGGUUUUGGGCUAAGAAGACACGUUGUGACUUUUUGAUGUCUCAAAGUGGGAGCAGGGAGAGAAGUUGCAUUGAGUGGGUAGAGACCAGGGCUGCCAUUAGCAUUCCUAGAGGGAACUCAGCCUCCCACAGGGAUUCUUCGGGGACGCAGCAAUAGGGCUGAGGUGUGGAAACCACGUUCUUCAUGUUCCCAAAGAAAUGUUCAAGAUUACAUUCUUCACAUUGUUGAUAAAUUACAACCAGCAGAGAACUGGUGCUAUGAUACAUUAAAAGAGUGAGUUUCUCUCAGUAACUGCUUUCAUGAAGCAGUCUAGAAAGCCUUUCCCAGACCCUCAGGGGAGAUGAAAGGAAUUAGCAGGGGGCUUUGAUCAUUUAUAGAGCCAGGUUAAAGUAGGCCGAUGCAGCUCAAAGAAAUCAUGUCAGUUGGUAAGCCCCCGGUGAAGGAGCCUGCCAGGAAUGCUCCUUCGGGGCAAAGGUGCUGGGCUGAGGACCAGUUUGAUGAGAGAGAGGACCCGACUGUUUAUGUCAAAGUAGCAAGCAAAGCCCUGCAGUGCUGGGGACAAGCCGCGCACCCAGAAACCGAAAGCACCGUCCCACCAGCUGCGGAGAGGCUGGACCAGGCUUCCUGGCCGCCCCAGUGCCUCCACCGCGCCCUCUCUCUGCCACACAAACUGAAAUCUCGAGCCCCAGCAGACCCCUGCUCCCUUAAUGAGGGGCAGUGAGGAGCCCAUCGCUCCCUAAUCCCGAGUUCCUGUCUGUGAGGAGUCCUGUAACUCAGUCCUGAAGUCACAUGACUUGCGAUGGUGAGAUUGUCCCAGGUGUCAUGUGUUCGGACCAUUUCAUGAGCUCCUCUGGCUGGCUCCUGCAGCUGCCUGCACAGCCCUUUCAGCUGCCCUGCUCCAACCAUUCUGACCUCACUGUGAACACCCUCCAGCCCUGUCAAACAGUUGCAGACAUGCCAGACCAUGCUUGCUACCCAUCACUUUGGGAGGCCACGGCAGGAGGAAUGCAAGUUGGACCCAGCCUGGAUACUCAGUGAUUUAGAGAGACCCUGUC
This is a messenger RNA of Chinchilla lanigera (long-tailed chinchilla), 3159 nucleotides long. RefSeq lists its product as uncharacterized. The transcript is spliced from 4 exons. NCBI's taxonomy places the organism in Eukaryota, Metazoa, Chordata, Mammalia, Rodentia, Chinchillidae. The record is from RefSeq and is a predicted model, not a curated record. The coding region runs from base 2502 to 2825 and encodes 107 amino acids.